Molecule: messenger RNA, 522 nt
Organism: Parnassius apollo (apollo)
Lineage: Eukaryota; Metazoa; Arthropoda; Insecta; Lepidoptera; Papilionidae
Source: the annotation of a GenBank genome assembly
AUGUGGAAAAAUCGCGCUAAAAUUAUGGAGUGUUUUGAAUCAAAAUCCCUAAAAAUAAAGAAAAAUCGUAAUCCAACUCAUCAAGAUAUUGAAAAUGCUCUCCUAGUGUUGUUUAAAGCUCAGAAAAGUCAAAAUGUACCCAUAAGCGGUCCUCUUUUGCAAGAGAAAGCUAAUCAUUUUGCCAAACAGCAUGUAUGUUCAGAAAGCUGGAUUUACAGAUUUGCCAUCAAUAUUCUGGAUGCCAUUGAAAUGACAACAGCAUGGGCACGAGUUACUCCAGGCACAAUAAAAAAAUGUUUUUCACAUGCUGGGUUUGGUAAUUUUUCGAAUUUAAAUACAAUUGAUGACAAUUCUGAUGAUGAAUUGGACAAUUUGCCAUUGGCGAGAUUAUCAUCAGCGGAAGCAAACGUUACGGAUUGGGAAACUUAUGUGAAUAUUGACGAUCAAGUUAUCACUACUGAUAACUUGACUGAUAAUGAAAUUAUUGAGUCUAUGCUUUAUAACAUAAGAAAAGGAGGAUGA